GCACCCCUGCUAUGCACAGAAGCCAAGGAACAGCACGGGAAAGGGGUAGACAGCCAGGGAGACAACUGUGGGAAAAGGGGGUCACCUCCCCUUGGAGAGGCAAUGCUGACAGCAUUUCACUGAGAGCACAGAGAAAUUUUGGAAGCUUCUGGGAAUUCUUUGGGUGAAAAUCUAUAUGAGAAGGCCAUCUUGCCUUGGAAUCAAGAAGGUCACUCUGAAAGCUCCUCUUCUGACACCUUGGACCUGCUGCCCCAUCUUGUGAACCAGCUCCUACACUCGAGGGAGGAGGAGGAGGUGGAAGGAACGGAGAAGACAGAGGACAAUGGAUUAACAUUAAUUCUUCAGCUUUGCUCACUUCUAGCCAGAUGGAGCUGUGACCACAGUAACCAGUGACAUCAGAUUCCUCCAAGAUACAAUCACUCCAGCUCUUCUAUCCUACCAGCCUGGUUGGGGAAAAGCAAGACUGCCCUCCCAGCACCUCUUAGGGCACUUUCUGAAGAGACCAGAGGUAGAGAUGAGGAUCCAGAGGUUUUUACUCAGUAGAAAAAGCUGCCAAGAGCAAGUUGGUUAGGCCAAGGCUCCUUGGCAGUUUAAUGAGAGUAGUGUGCAACAGGAACCCUAAAGGACUGAGGCACGGAAGGAAAGACAGGCACACACUCCUCAACAGCUGAUCUGAGGCAAGUGUGUCCUCAUUGCCAAAGGGCUUGAGGGGCUGCAUAGUGAGAAUCACCCCAACCUGGCCCACAGGACUCAAGUGAUGGGAGUCAUGGGAGUCUGACAGCCCACUGCAACCCCUCUGGGAUCUGUCCCCUCCCCACUGAAGGCCGGUUUCCUGGGAGGAGGCAUUGGGUAACAACGGGGUGCGAUAUGAGCCUCGGGAAGUUACCAGUGAUUAGCUGGGUGUCGGGCUCCCAUGGCAAGCGGCGGCUGAAGUCAGAGCUGACUCCAGACAUGAUCAGCCCACCCCUGGGGGAUUUCCGGCACACCAUGCAUGUGGGACGUGGCGGGGAUGUCUUUGGGGACACCUCCUUCCUCAGCAACCAUGGCGGCACCGACACACCCAAAGGCAACAGCUUCUUUGCCCGGACACUGCGGCAUGUGCGGAGGACGCCACUGAGGAACCGGGGCAGUGGGGGCAAGACUGAGGCCUCCCCUGCCCCCCCAGACAUCUCACCCAUCAUCAAGAAUGCUGUGUCACUGCCGCAGCUCAGCGAGGGGACAUAUGGGGAUGGCGAUGGCCUCAUAGGGAAGUAUGCCUUCACGAGCUCCCCCAACAGCCUCUCAGAGACACACCGUGCCUAUGGGCUGGAAUCCAGGUUCUGCACCAUCCCUCGCAUCCCUCGCUCCGAGAAGACCCAAGACAACUCUUUCCCCGUGGAACCGGAGCUCACACGCUCAGACUCCCUGUUGUCCUUCCGGCUGGACCUCGGGCCUUCCCUCAUGAGCGAGCUCUUCCAUGUCAUCAGUUUCUCAGAAGCUGACAGCAAGAGGCAGGAAACAGAGGAAGACUGUGCCCUGGCCAGAGGCUGGGCUGCAUCACCCCUCCACCUGCAUGAUGAAGGGACUGAAGAUGCACUUCCUCGGGGAUUGGGGGUGCCCCACACUGACCAUAUAGAUGGCAACACAGCAUCAAGCCUCUGGGGCCCCUCCAGGCAGGAGGGCAGCCUCUCAGAGGCAAGCUCACCAUUGGGACUCUCCGUGUGCGCUAAUGGAGAGGCCCAUGCCAUCCAACAUGCUGAGGAAGGGCCUGCCUGUGCAGGAGGACAGAACCAGAGUCCUGGAUGGGAGUCAGAGCCCUCUGAGGGGGCAGGAGCACCGUCGAGAGAGACCCCAUGGCAGGGGCACCAGCAUGAUUGCAUCAUGGGGGCUGGAGAAUUCAACCGGGCAGCCCAAAUGCUGGUUUGCCACUAUGGGGGGACAAGCACCCACCACAGCCUGGAAGAGGAGGAGGAGGAGGAUCCCCGGGUGGCGAGAACUCAGGCACCGUGGGAGAGCCCAAGCAGCAGCUACUGGCAGGUGAAGGCAGCAGUAGAGAGGUGCUCCCCCGAGGCAGCAUGGAGCCAGGGAGAGGAGGAGGUUGAGGAAGAGGAGGUCGAGCUCUCGAGCAUGCAGGAGGGCGACACGGUCACCGGCGAGGGCCGCAGUGACUCCUUUGAGUAUGCCAAUGAGGAGGAGGAAGAUGAUGAAGUCAAGGUCUGAAUAGUCACAGUGUCCCAGGGUCUUGGAAUGCCCUUCCUCUUUCGGAGAGAUGCGAACUCUUUCGGGCCCAGCAGCCCUCAUGAGCUGACACCAGACUGCCAGGUGAACUCAUGAUAGAGUCGUGUUUCUUUGGAGUUGUGCAGGGCUGGGAUGGGUGGGGGAGAGGGGGCAGGAGGAAUCUGGUGACCCUAAAAGCUCCUAGGGCAAAGGUUUGCUAGGGAUGGAGGCAGGAAGAGCAGGUGGGCAGGAACGUAAUGACAGAUGCCUGGGCAGGAGCAUGAGCCCAGGGUGGUAUUUAAGCAGGGGGUGUUGGACUGGAACUAGGGGGCACCUCACCCUCCUGCCCCAUCAGCCCCACCCCCUCCUCCCACAGCCUGCGACAUGCUUGCAAUGGCUCUGGCAAAGAAAGGGUGGUGGCACAGAGCCAGUGACUCUCUGCUGCUGGGAGAGAUGUCACCUCCUUUCUGUGCUGCCACUGCCCAGGAUGCAGUACUGGCCAGUUAGGUCUCUGCAAGUGGGCUCUGCCUUCCCCAGGGAGCUGGUGGUGUCCAGAGCUGCUGUGAGGUGAUCAGGAAUCACACACGCCCCUUUCCCUCACACUGCCAUCAUCGUCAGAAGCCAGGCACCAGCCCAAGGGGCCGGCAAAGGAAUUGUCCUGAAAAAUCAAAGAAAGCCCAAGCCCCCAACAAGAAAAUGACCAAGUGACUCCAGAGGGAAGUGGGGAUUAAACCAAGAGCAGAUCAGAAGGAGAGACAGGGCCUGCUCCCCUGUACAGCCACAGCUUUUGUCCUGGGGCCAGCACAUUCCCUGAAAUAUGGAAGUCAGGAAGGACCUCAGAGUCACCAUACUGAUACAAAGCAAAUCAGGAGGCUGCCUUUCUCCAGGGCUGGGGCUGUCUGCCUUUGCACUUCUCCCAGUCCAAAGAGCAAAAUCUUGGGCCUGGGAACUGAGCCCAGUUCUGCCAUGCAGAACUACAGAGCUCCGUCCCCAGGGUGCUGGGCUGGACUCACAUUGCUCUAGCCCUCUCCAGCCCUGCUGAUGUCACUUUGGACCCAACCCCAUGAGGGAAGGCAAUCCAGUUCUUACGGGUCUACACCCAGGGCUCCUCCCAUGUAGGCUCUCCAGUCCCGUCCUUGCUCUUCGUAGAACUGGGCAGGAAUCCAGUGCUGGGUUUUCUCCUCCUCCUAGGGAUUGCCCCAGUCCAUUUCAGAGCACAGGAAUCUAGUUCCAGUUCCUCUCCUUCACCCCAGUGAACCAGGAGUCAGAUGGCAUUGUCCUCCCAUCUGAUUCAAAGCCUGCAUAUGCCAUUGUCUUAGACAGUGGGACCCCUGGGUAGGAUCCUUCUUGUGCCCAGCAGAAAUCUCCCACCCUAUUGCCCUCCUUGCUUGAUCUGCUGCUCAGACGGAAAGGCAGACAUGUCCCAUCUCCUAGAUGCAAGCUAGAAUCUGGCCACAGGCCCAGCUACUGCACUAUGCAGAUUUUGAGAGGAGCUCCUAACCCCUCAUCCCAUCAUGGCAAUCCCUGUUCCUGUUGCACUGUCUUCAGGGAGAUGCUCAGAGCAGUGACAUGGGAGCUCAGUGAGGGGGAUAUGCAGACAUCAGUGGCUUUGGGGCAAAAUUCAGCACAGCUAGGGUAAAUCACGCCAUGGCCCUGAUCAGGGGCUUGAAUGAGACCUGCAGAGCAGGUGCAUCAUGUACUGCAUCUGACACACGCAGAAAUCAGGAGGAGCUGCCUUCUCAGGCCAUGCCUUUCCCCUCCUCCCGAUCCUGUCCUCCAGGACAGCCCCAUCUAGCAUAAUCUUCAGGACUUUGCCUUCUUCAGAACAACCCCAGUACCACUAACCCUAAGCUUUCAAAAUCAGGCCUCAGCGCCCCUUCCCCAAAGCAUCAUAAGAUCAGCUUAACAAUGAGGAGGUUUUACAAUCACUCGAUGGGGAGUAAUCUUCAUUCAUCUCCUGGUUCUGGACACUUGAGGGGUUGGUCCCCUUUCAAGGUUUUCCCCUCAGCCAAGGACAGCUAGAAACUAUCAUGUUUGGUUUAAUAGCAGCUGAGCUUCUUAGGUUCCCCCUGAAUCUGGUGGCUGGGAUGCUACAGGAAAAUACCAACUAUUGUGAGAAUUGCUAUAAAGCCACCAGAGCUGGCCACACUACAACCCAGGUAACCAGGUUUAAGCAAUGAGAUGCCAGGGUCCCUGACCCCGCACUGUCCCCACCCAUUCCCUAGCAUGAGGGACAUCCUCUUAAAUGUAAUAUGCCCUUGCACCGCCCCCACUCCCCCUCCCCACGUACAUACACUUAGAACAAGAAGAUUUUCUCUUUGCUACAGUGACCAGUUUAGCCAGCUGAAAUCUGGGCUGUCUUGGUCCUUCCAUCUGCCCCAGGGACUCCCUCCCACCUCCCCUUCUCCCCCUGCCUCUCCCUCCCCACCAUGCUUUUUGGUGUCCCUUCUUCCCAGGGUGGCUGGUCCCCCUGCUCCUAGUGUCCCCAGCUGGGCAUCUCCAUUGUUGCAAUGUGGCCUCUUCGGAACAAGCCACUCCCCACGCAGUCCCGCGUGCUAAGUCACUCGCACAGAGAGGCCUUUGUGCGACAUGAUUGGGGGGUGAGGUAAUUUCACUGUCCUGCACAGCACAGCCGUUGUUCUUCCCAGGGACCAAGAGGCAGUGACUGGAGAGAGCCAUUCCCACACUUGCACUGCCCAGUCGCUCGGGGCCCUGUUUCCAUCAGGAAGCGCCCGAGAGUAUAAUGGACAGACUGCGACAUGCAUGCGUGUGUAGGACAGUCCUGGCAGACCACAGUCCACUGCCCCUUCCCAUACAGGUCCUCAGGGGUCACAGCCAGCUGAUCUCAUCCAGCCCCCUCAGCCACAUGCCAUGCAGCUGUUCAGCCUUUCCAUCCCAGCACUGCAGGGGGUGGGGGUGCUGUCCCAAGGAGACCGGCCUCUGUGCCAGAGCUCGGUCUGCAGAGACAGAUAGGGCCUGCUGUUCAGAAAUGCUGACAGGCCCUAACACCAACUGAAGUCCCUGGCAGCUGCAAACACUGCCAGCCCCUUGUUCCAUCACACGCUGGUCCCAGGGUCUCUCUCAGGAUGGUCCCUUCUCCCUGCUCUUUUUGGAUUGUACCAUAAGCUCCAAGCCAAAGAUCUGACCCCUAGGACUAUCCCCUCUGUCUCCACGCUGUACCCUGUGCACUUAUUAUUCUUAUUAAAGCCAUUUUUUAUACUAA
This is a messenger RNA of Gavialis gangeticus (Gharial), 5419 nucleotides long. RefSeq names its product CDC42 effector protein 1 (gene CDC42EP1). The transcript is spliced from 3 exons. Lineage: Eukaryota; Metazoa; Chordata; Crocodylia; Gavialidae. The record is from RefSeq and is a predicted model, not a curated record. Bases 868 to 2199 code for a protein of 443 amino acids.